AUGAGUGAUUUGUUCGGCAAGCAACUUCGAAAACAAACUGCCCGUGCAAAAGAGAAGCUGCUGGAAGGAUUGGGAAAAGCCAAAGCAACACAAGAUGAUGUAUUUGAUCAGCAUGCCGCAAAUUUGGGAAAACAAAGUAAGGCAUGUGAUAGGUUAUAUCGAGAUUUGAAGUCAUAUGGUUCAGCACUACGAACAAUGGUUCAAGCACAAAAAGCAUUUCGAGAAACAAUACGGGAACUUUAUGAAUCUGAUUGGCCGGAUCGUGAACAUUUGUAUGCGAUUACCCAUUCACUGGAUUUACAAUGGGAGGAAUUUGAAAAAACUAUCAAUGAACAAGUGAUGGGUUCGGUGAGUGCAUAUAUGGGACAAUUUUCCGAUUUAAAAGCUAAGGUUGCAAAGCGAGGAAGAAAACUUGUUGAUUUUGAUAGUGCACGAAAUAAUUAUGCAACUGUGAGAGCUAGUUCCAAAAAGGGUGAUGAAGAUCCAAGAGUGGUAAAAGCAUUGGCAGAUUUGCAGCAAGCUGAAAAUAUGUAUAGAGAUCUGAAUAAAGAGCUUGUUGAUGCAUUACCUGCAACAUAUGAUAGUCGAAUAACAUUCUUCGUUGAUACGCUUCAGACUAUCUUUAAUGCAGAAAGUGUCAAUCAUGCUGAAUGUGGUAAAGUACGUUACUUAUAA
Messenger RNA from Thelazia callipaeda (thelaziosis nematode), 675 nucleotides. The record is from the annotation of a GenBank genome assembly. Lineage: Eukaryota; Metazoa; Nematoda; Chromadorea; Rhabditida; Thelaziidae.